Coregonus clupeaformis (lake whitefish) is the source of this 5405-nucleotide messenger RNA. Its product is annotated as phagosome assembly factor 1. Bases 913 to 2190 code for a protein of 425 amino acids. Gene Ontology annotation, cellular component: synaptic vesicle membrane; dendrite; trans-Golgi network. The record is from RefSeq and is a predicted model, not a curated record. The transcript is spliced from 16 exons. Gene Ontology annotation, biological process: Golgi to plasma membrane protein transport. Lineage: Eukaryota; Metazoa; Chordata; Actinopteri; Salmoniformes; Salmonidae.
GUGUUUUGUUGGAAGUUGCGGUUGUUUAUGAAGUGUUCUCUUCAAUUCACGAUAAAGACACAACAAACGAAAAACGGAAUUCGAUUGACAUUGAGCUAUUAGUGAGGUUAUGAAUAUUAGCUAAGUGACUCAUUGUUACAAUUUAAAUUAAUAGCUAGCUAGAUUGAUAUUGAAUCCUCGGGAAGAAAGAAAACAGCAACGCAACGUCAGUCAACGGGUUUGAGACGUUCUUUGUUUUUGUUGUGUCAGACAGAACUGCAGUAUUUGGUUUCUUCUUUUUGAACAUCGUUUUAUAUGUAUUUAUAAUUGUGCGUGAAUUUUGAUUACAAUAACUCUACAGGAGUGCUAGCUAGCGUAGCUACAAAUCGCCGAAAAUUGUUGUCAAGCUGCUGAGUUGUCUAAUCAGAAGCGAGACAGCAGAGCUGUUUAGAUAGUGACGAGUGUGGAAAGAUUUCAGACUAGCUAGCUAGUUGUGGUGUGAUCGUCAUUUGCACAUCACUCAGUCAGCUCAACUGCGACCUGUUGGUAGAGUUUCAUGUCAGCCACCAACCUGUAAUUCUCAGUUAGCUUUGUUGCGCAAUUCCUGUAUGCUAACGUGUCAGCAAGGAUCACUGGUCCAAAAGUAUGGUAACAGUAGUGUGUCGUAACUAAGUUUUAGAGUGUCUUGGUCUCUGAAAAGGUGUAAUUUGUCCCAUUGUCAAUAUAUUUCAGGUUGUUUUAUGUCAACUCGUAUUGUGUAUGCCUAUGAAUUAAGUAGUAUUUUAUUGUGUUAAUCGCUUAAUGUUGUAUAGAAACCGUGCAAUUGAAAAGGAGUGAUUAAGAAGAGAACGAUCAGGCAGUCUAAUAUUAAAGAAAGGUCCAGUUCUGGCACAGGCACAGAACCUCGUUGAAAAUCCUUCUCCCUACUUGCCAAUGCUGGAUCUGGAAGUUGUUCCUGAAAGAUCUUUAGGACAUGAGCAAUGGGAAUUCGCAUUAGGGAUGCCAUUGGCCCAGGCCAUUUCCAUUUUACAGAAACACUGUCGCAUCAUCAAGAAUGUCCAGGUUCUCUACAGUGAACAAACGCCACUCAGUCAUGACCUCAUACUCAACUUGACUCAGGAUGGAAUUAAACUGCUGUUUGAUUCCUGUAACCAGAGACUGAAGGUGAUUGAAGUAUACGACUUGAGCAAAGUGAAAUUGAAAUACUGUGGAGUACAUUUCAACACUCAGGCUAUAGCACCCACUAUAGAGCAGAUUGAUCAGUCCUUUGGCGCCACACACCCUGGAGUAUACAAUGCUGCAGAGCAACUGUUCCACUUGAACUUUCGGGGUCUCUCCUUCUCCUUCCAGCUUGACUCAUGGAAUGAAGCUCCCAAGUAUGAGCCUAACUUUGCCCAUGGCUUGGCCUCCCUGCAGAUUCCGCAUGGGGCCACAGUGAAACGGAUGUACAUCUAUACUGGGAACAACCUACAGGACACCAAGGCUCCAGUGAUGCCCCUUGCCUGUUUCCUUGGCAACGUGUAUGCAGAGUGUGUGGACGUGCUGAAGAAUGGUGCGGGACCACUUGGUCUGAGACUUCGCCUCCUCACUGCAGGCUGUGGGCCAGGGGUGAUGGCUGAUGCCAAGGUGCGUGCUGUGGAGAGGAACAUCUACUUUGGAGACUCCUGUCAAGAUGUGCUGAGUGCUCUGGGCUCGCCACACAAGGUCUUCUACAAGUCUGAGGACAAGAUGAAGAUCCACUCUCCGUCACCUCACAAGCAGGUCCCAUCCAAAUGCAAUGACUACUUCUUCAACUACUUCACCCUGGGGGUGGACAUACUCUUUGAUUCCACCACACACCUGGUGAAGAAGUUUGUCCUUCACACCAACUUCCCUGGUCAUUACAAUUUCAACAUAUAUCAUCGAUGCGAUUUCAAGAUUCCACUUGUCAUCAAGAAAGAAGCUGCCGAUGCUCAGUGGGAGGACUGCAUCCUCACUACCUACAGCAAGUGGGAUCAGAUUCAGGAGCUUCUUGGACACCCCAUGGAGAAGCCUGUCGUGCUCCACAGGUCAUCCUCAGCAAAUAAUACCAAUCCCUUCGGCUCUACGUUCUGUUUUGGACUACAGCGAAUGAUCUUUGAGGUGAUGCAGAACAACCACAUAGCUUCAGUGACUCUGUACGGCGCCCCCAGACCCAUCAGCCGGGCCCGAGCCGAGGCCAGCGCCCACUGAACAGCGUCCUACUGCCAACCCAGGCACAGCCUGAGGGCUGUCUCUCCCCUCCUCCAUUCCACGCCACAGCAUCCCUAGGCUGAUCAGAGCAGUGUACUCUGUCUCACUCAAUCUCUCACCCACUGCCAUGUUCACACCAGAGAGGAGCUCCUCUGGACCCAUCUGCCCCUCUGUGACGGGCACAUCAUCCAGAGCCCUGCUAGGAGCCUUACGGCAGCCUUCAUCCCACCCCCCUCCCCUCUCUGACUCACCCUGUCCCAAUGGUCUUCAUCAUCAGAACACUCGUUAGCCAUCGUUAGAUGUGUUGGCGGUGUUUCAUCAAUGCACAUUUGUAUGCCGGCGUGCACAAACACAUGCUCACCUGCAUACACAAAUGAGCACCUGCGUGCAUUCUGCAGUUUUUAAAUUGACUUAAUACAUGCUUGACAUACACACAUAUAUAAGAAACAGAUACCAAAAGCCUGACACACACAGACACCAAAAGCAUUUCAAUCCUUUCUCCACUAUAUGUUCAUGUUACCGAUUAAAACACAUGCAUAUGGAUGCAGGCUCAUCUCAUAUCUGCAGCACUAACAAUUGCAUAACAAGUACACCAUUACAUACAUACACAGACAGUUACAGAAACAAACAUGAAUGCACAUAGACAUAAACCCAUGCAUGCACACAGACACACAAUUAAGAGGGGUAAAAGAUGAAAAGCACAAACUGGCCUCACUGUGGAGUGGCCUAGUGCUCUGCAUGCUUUGAUGGGAACUUUCUUGGCACAUGAUCAAACACAGACACACGCAUACUGGUCCACAUACACCACACACAAAUUCAUACACUCAUGCCAUGAACAAGUCCACAGCAUAAGUCACCUCCUAUUGCAAGGCUGUGAAGCACUAACUGCAUUUGUAGUUUGUUUUGUGUUUUUUUGCAAGGAACGAUGGGAACAUUGGUUUUAACAUUUGCACUAAGAUACACCCUAUUUACUUGAUUAUUGUCUCCUAUCCAAUUAAGAUGAUUGUGUAUUUUAUUUAUAUUAGUGAUGACAGAGGAAAGGCUCCAGCUCCUCUAUCCCAUGACUGACUUCCUUCCUUCCCUUCCACAUGUACACUAUCCCCUCCACUGUCCACUGCUACCACUGUCCUUUACAGCCUUCCUCCCAAUGCUCAUGAUUACUCUCUUUCUCUAUUUCCCCCUCCUCUCUAUCUCCCUUUCUCUUCACAAGAGAUACCUAAAUGAAUCCCUCAGAUGUACUUCAUCAUUGCUCUUUCUUAAUUUAAAAAAAGUGUUAAAUUGCCAAAAUUGUAGCCAAAGAUGGUUCAGCAUGUUUUAAGUUAUCCAAACAUUUUAGUUUGUCAAAACUUGACCUUUUGCCCAAAGAGCAGACAUUCCCUCCUAAACAAUAUAUAUAUUUUAUUGCAGACCCCUGACCCAUAAUCUUAAGUACUUCUUGAGUAUAUAAUCUUUAUUAUUUGUGCUUUUUAAUGCAGAUAUUUUAUUAUUCCGUUUUUACUCUACUGAGACUUCUCCCUAUUUGUAGCAGGUAGAUUUGGGACUAUGUGCAGCAGCAGUCUCUUUUGGUGUUUGUACAGAUUUGUAAAUAGUGUGCUCUUUUCUUUUGUCAUUUUAAGCUAAUGGUACAGUGUGGGCCUGAAUUGUUUUAAGGUCAGAGCACACUCCAGAUGUGACACUUGUAUUACUUAGGAAUUCUGUUUGAUGUCUCUCUCCCCCUAGUGGAGAGAACAGUGGCACUCCUAAGCUCUGGGCCUGGAGGGUUCAUUCAUCUCUCUAGCUCAGCUUUAACCACUAUUAGUACUAGAGACAGAUGCUGAAGAUGGGAUAAAGCAGAGACAAAGAGGGGUUACUGUUGGAUAGGGAAGGGAGCCCUGUACAGCCUAUGAUGUUUAGAACACCAGGAUGUGUGUGUGGUCAGUAGCCCUGUUACAGUGGGUUGAUAAUGUACUGGUGCUAGAUCAGAGGUGUGACUGAAGCUCAUAAGUGUGUGUCCUCCUCCCAUCUUGUGUAUCUACAUGCCAUCAUGUCAGCCCCAGUCAGACCAGCCCUCCAGGCCUCAGCUUUACAGCGCUUAUUACAUGGGCAUUGUUCAUUUUGUUACAUUGACUUGUUUCAUGAGUUGCGAUGAAAAAAGACUGUACUGUUGUUUUAAUUUUAUCCCUUGCUUUGUGCAAGUUGUAUAAGAAAAGAAAAAGCUAAAAUGGCUUAUUAACGUUGUGCCUCAUCUCCCACCAAGCCUGUCUUGACUUCGCUCUGUAAAUUAAACUAGGCUAUUGAACUGCAUUGUGUAUGACUGAGCAUGAAAAGUUAACAUGGUCGGCUGACUGUCACCCAUAGUCAUCAUUGUCCUGUUGCUCCAGAAAACAUAACAAUAAGGAGUAGAUUAAAGACUUGGGGCACUAUUCAAUCUGUAUCGCUGAAGUGUUACAGCUUGCACGAUAUAAAUGUAAAGGUAAUUCAUUUUCAAUUAUGCUGUAACUCAACUUCCUCGAUAUGGAUUGAAUAGAGCCCUUGUCAUAGAGGUCCUGAGCUCAGUCAUGAAGGGCAUCACUAUCAUCCUCAUCACAUAUCCCCUGGUAUUCUGAUUUGGAAGAUUUGCACAGUACACAAUACAUUGUUUUGUCUUAUGUUCUCAUUGCUGGACAGAGAAACGUAUAUCACUCUGAACAUCUCACAGCAAGACAAUGGUUAUAACAUCAGUUUGAGCACCCACAGGCCAGCCCUUCAUGACCUGAGAUGGAUACACACACUGGUUGUGUUGGAAUUCAAAUACAAUGCACACUCAGCCUUCAGCGAGAAAACAAAUGCAACACAACCAAUGUUGUGGUGAUGUUUCUGGAAUGUUACUGCUGAGAGUGAGUAGCUAGUGUGCUGGGCUGUGCUUGCCCAAUCUCAGGUGGACAUAUCAGAUAUUUUUUUAAUGCCAGGAGCAAGUAAAUGCUUAAUUUUCAUCAGUUGGUUUUAGCUAUUUUAUUUCCUCCUCUUGAGUAGAUCCUAUUUUUGCAUUGGAAUGAAUGAAUGGUUGUCCUUAAGAUUGUAAUUAGAAAUGGACAACUUCAGUUCAGUGUAAUACUCAUACUAAUUAUAUGUAUUGUCUCCCUUUAUAUUGUGUGUUAUCCUCCUCCCCCAAAGUAAUACUUUUUGGUGGAUUCAGUACAUUUAACCCAUUUCUGGAAAUGGGAAUUAUCCUUAAUUAAACUUGUGAAUCAAAUUCA